UUUAAUCUUAACCGUUAUAUUAAUCUAACGCUUCAUAUUUAUUGCUGGAGAGGAUCCAGCGCUCUCUUGGAUUUUCCUUUGCCCUAGAAGUUCAUUCCGAUUGCCGCUCAAGCAUUUUGGAGCUUCAAAAUCAAAUGGGGUUUGCCCAAACAUUCGAUUUUCUCGGUAAAGUCUUCGUUUUUCGCUUCUUCUCACUCUCUACUUGUCACUGCUGUGGCCAGGUUAAGAGUUCUUGAAUUCUAUUACUUACUCUUGUUCACAUUCCAAACCUGAGUUUAAUUGACACUUUCUUGAGUUUAUGUUCACAUCAUGUCUAACAACAAUACCAACUCCUCGAAUGCUCCUAAUCCUAACCCCCAACAUUUCUUGCAAAACAAUGGUGUGGGAAUGCCACCCCAGCCACAGUUAGGUGCAGGCCAAAACUUGAUGCCCCCUUUUAUGCAGCCUCACAUGAAUGCAGCACCUUUCAUGAAUGCUGCAAAUCACAAUCAUUUUCCCUUGCAUAGGCCUCAUAUGGGUCAUCAACAGGGUCAACCCCAUGUGGUGGGGGGUUUAGGUCCCCAAAACAGUGUUGUUGGCAAUGCCAAUUACAACAAUCCAAUGUUUCCUGUUCAGGGACAAGUCAUGCAGAAUCAAGCUCAACUCAAUUUGUCUCCACUCCAGGGACAAUUUUUAGCACAAAGUAUUCUCAACAUGCUUCAGCAACCUAACAUGAAUAUGAGUAUGAGUAUGCCAAAUGGCCAGUUUUGUGGCCCUUAUCCUAUGCAGAAUAUGAAUCAGCAGUUACCUAUGCAAAUGUCAAACCCUCCUCAAGGGGUUCCGUAUGGUAUGCAUCCCAGUUCCCGCCCCGUGUUUAGGUUUCCAAACCAAGUGCCUCAGGCUAUGGUCCCCCAGAAUUCAAUGUUUUCCACAAAUCCCCAGUUAGGUUUUGUUCCUGGAAAUCAGGUCCGCCCGCAGAUUGACCCAAACGAGAAAAUCCUGGCUCCGCCAAAUGCAAAUGCAAAUGCUUUUGUAUCAUCAUCACCUUUUCCAUCUCAGCAAUUACAAGGAAAUACUUCUGGAUCAGUUAAUCCUAAUUUGGCUCACACAAAUAACUCUCAACCUCCUGCAUUUAUGAAACAGGAAACUCCUAAUAGCAAUAUUAAAACUAAUGUUCCAAACUCUAACUGGAAGGGAUCACCAAGCAAAAACUUAAAAAAUAAACCAAAUCGAGGCAGGUUUCAAGGAGGAUUCCAGAAGUCAAAAUUUCAUGAUGUCAACAAUGGAAAGAGGGGAAGUGGGUUUCCUAAAGAACAUAAUGGCAAAGGGCCUAACAGUGGGAGGGCAGGACACUAUGGUUUAAAACCAAAGGAACUUAAGCAGCAACCAGAAAGAUCCUUGUCCGCGACUUACACUGUACAAGAAAUCCAACAGUGGCGUGAAGCACGGAAAAAGAAUCACCCUUUUAAUAACAACAUUCAGAAGAAGCACAGUGAAUGCCCAAAAGACAGCAAGGCCAUUAAUAGGGAGGUCUUACAAAGAGAGCUCAAGGAGGUGUUAGCAAAGCAGGCUGAAUUGGGAGUUGAAGUUGCUGAAAUACCAUCAUACUACCUGAAGAAUUCUGACAAUCAAGGUCUUCAGAGUGAAGCGAAAAACAAAUAUACUGACAAAAGAAAAUUCCAAAACAAGUUCAACAAGAAAUCAGACAGAAAAGGUCGGUUCGCCGAGAAGCAGAAGUUUGCUGACAAAGAUUUUUCAGAAAGCCCCUCUUUGAAGAAGAGGAAGCCAACAUUAUUGCAGAAACUUUUGAGUUCAGACGUAAAGAGGGAUAAGAGCCACCUGCUUCAAGUUUUAAGGUUCAUGGUAAUGAAUUCUUUCUUCAGACAUAUUCCUGAUAAGGCGCUGAGAUAUCCGUCGGUUGAGGUUAAAGAAAAAGGGUCUGAAGUUUCUGGUGAAAAAAAACACUUGCACACUGGAAAAGAUGUUCUUAACCGAGGGAGUGAGGAAACAGUUCAAAAAAUUGUGAUCUUCAAUAAUGAUAAUGGUCAUGAUUGUGAUGAUGACGAGAAUGACUCUAUUGUUGAUAAUAAUCUUCAUAAAGAUCCUUCUUCCUUGGUUAAAAGACAGUGUGAUGGUGGAGAAGGAAUUAAGAAAUCUGAUGAAGAGGAGGGAGAAAUUUUAGAAUGAAAUUCCAAGGUUGCUCUCUCUAUUUUUGCAGCAAAAUUUUUGAACUCUGAUGGUAACAUUUUCUGUUAAAUCAAUUUUGUUUCUAUCGUUGUUUUACCAAUAUGCAUACAAUGUUACAGUAAAUAUGUUUUCGCAGCAAUGCUUUUGAAUACUAACUAAUAGUUGCACUA
This is a messenger RNA of Glycine soja, 2336 nucleotides long. RefSeq lists its product as uncharacterized. Gene Ontology annotation, molecular function: RNA binding. Gene Ontology annotation, biological process: box C/D snoRNP assembly. Gene Ontology annotation, cellular component: nucleus. NCBI's taxonomy places the organism in Eukaryota, Viridiplantae, Streptophyta, Magnoliopsida, Fabales, Fabaceae. The transcript is spliced from 7 exons. The record is from RefSeq and is a predicted model, not a curated record. Bases 310 to 2166 code for a protein of 618 amino acids.